Caenorhabditis bovis is the source of this 1416-nucleotide messenger RNA. NCBI's taxonomy places the organism in Eukaryota, Metazoa, Nematoda, Chromadorea, Rhabditida, Rhabditidae. The record is from the annotation of a GenBank genome assembly.
AUGCGCGCCGGCAAUUUGCUCGGUCAGCGAAUUGCCGAAGCCGUGCAUCGGCGUGGCAUCACCCGAGUCGAGCUAGACGCAAUCGCUCGAAAAUGCAAAAGUCUCGAGUGCGUUCUGAGGGCAAUUAUGCAGACCGACACCAUGGAGAAUCUCGAUAAUUGCUCUUAUCGCUAUCCGGAAACCGAUCCGGUCACCCCGUACGCCUUAUGGAUCGAUGGACCAUGCACGUGUGUUGCCGCACUUCUUUCGCUCGUCGGCGCACGCUACGCAAUCAAAUUUUUGUGUCGAGCCGGCCUCAACAAAGAGCUCACUGCAGCGCUUUUCUCGCUCUGCGCCAUCGACUCAUUGCUAAUGAUAUGCGUGUUUCUGUUCUAUGGAAUCGAAGCCAGCUCAAUUCUGAUUCUCGACAAGAAUAUCAUGCAGGACUUUCAAACGUUCACCUACAAUCUUCAUGGGGUCGCGAGCUCGCUGACAACAUCGUCGACAAUCCUCGUCGUCUAUAUCACGUUCCUCCGAUUCAUGGUGGUGAUGAGGCCGCUGAGAUACGCCAAUGGAAUGAAUCAGCAUCAUAAGAGAGCCGAAAGCGGCAACCGGAAGCGGAAGUCGAUCAAUUCGGCGAUCGAUGAGCCAUUGCCACGUGGCGUUUUCAAUAAAUCAUCGCUUAAACGCAACUUCAACACCAAAGAAUUCAUUCGUCCAUUUUAUAUACCAUUCCUUUUAAUUGCCAUCAGCUUUGCGAUUCACAUUCCGACCUAUUUUGAAUUCGUGUUAGCCGAAUGCAUGAAUUUCGAAUCAAGUGGAAACUCGAAAUAUAUCAUCUCGACGGCUUUUCGUGAAAAUACCACGUAUAAAACGAUCAAGGCGAUUCAAAUGACGUUGACGCAGACGAUAGGACCCGUCUCGAUUAUAUUGAUCUUGUCGCUUCUCACCGAAUAUCGUGUUCAUAUGAGUUUGAAGGCAAGAAGAAAACUAUUUGAGAGCCAACAACGAAGUCGGGAAGUUGUGAUGAGCGAGGAGAUCAAAGAGCGCGUCUCGAGAACGCUUGCGAUUUUCAUUGCCAUCAAAUUUUUGAUAUUCAGAACCGGACCAAUCUUCUUCGACGUUUAUGAGAGCAUCUAUGGAAUUGAGAAUUGGUCGGUGACGAUGUCGGUGAUGGUGCGCGUGUCGGACUUUGGAAUUGUCUUGAACACCGCCACCAAUUGUUUGGCCUAUUUCGGGAAAAAGAGAUGGAUCGAGAAGCGAUUGAGAUUGAGAUUGUUGAAGAAGGAGGAGAAGCGCACGGCGAAGGCAGCUUCAACAACAGCUUCAACUCGAUCGUGCUCUGUUCGAAAAACACUCAGCGAUAAUGGGCUUCCGCAUCCAUUGAAAGCUGAGCAAACGCCGCUCGUCGAUAAGGAGCUCAUCCAAAUCGUUUAG